CAGAGCGCGUACGUAUGAAGUGACAUUUCGUCGGGGCACACACAAUGACCCCCUCCUUCUUCAUGCAUGCACUGCGCAUGCCUAUAUAAGCACACCAAAGUUCACAUCCAAUUCCGCAUCGAUCGCACACACAGCACUCUUCGUCUACUCUCUCCCUCGGUGUGACGAAUUUGCAGGAAAUCAAACAAUGGAGGAAUCGUCGGGCAAGGCGCAGCCUCCAAACAACGCGAGCGUGUCCCAGUCCCAGUACAGGGGCGUGCGGAAGCGGAAAUGGGGCAAGUGGGUGUCGGAGAUCCGGCAGCCGGGCACCAAGACCCGCAUCUGGCUCGGCAGCUUCGAGUCGGCGGAGAUGGCGGCCGUGGCGCACGACGUGGCGGCGCUGCGGCUGCGGGGGCGCGACAGCGCGCAGCUCAACUUCCCGGGCUCCGUGGGCCGGCUGCCCCGGCCCGCGAGCUCGCACCCGGACGACGUCCGGGCCGCCGCGGCCGAGGCGGCCGAGCUCGUGCGCUGCGAGCCGGCCCUGGUAGCGCGGCGCGAAUACGAGUGGGGGAGUCAAGAUCAGGAGGCGAGCCGGGUGGAGGAGGUGCAGGUGGGCGGGACUAGGGGGAGCGACGAGGAGUUCGAGGUGGACUCGCCAAGGCUGUGGGCCGAGAUGGCGGAGGCCAUGCUGCUGGACCCGCCCGCGUGGGCCACGGCGGGCGCCAGCUGCGAGAUGGAUCAGGCCGCCUACUGCUGGUCGCAAGGGUCCCUCUGGGACGCGUACUAGCUAGCUUGGGCUGUGGGCCAAGCUAUGACCGUUAAUUAGGAGUACUACUACGGAGUACCUGGCAUAGUGGCAUUGACCUUUUAAUUACCUCACAACUCCUUUUCCGGAGACGGGUAAGACGGGAGAGGCUCACCGUCACCGACGUCAGGCGUUGGAGCCUCAGGGCUGCUCUUUCGUGUACGUAUGCGUGCGUGCGUGAGAGUAUGUUUUCUCUGUGUUCUUUUUUCUUUCUGUUCGGCUUGCGAUCGUGAUUGGCUGCAGUGAUUAGGCCCAUAAGGAAAAUUUGAUGGCGGAGUAGUACUAUAAAUAUAGUUAAUCGACUAUUCGUGGUUGCUUCGUUUCUGUC
This is a messenger RNA of Brachypodium distachyon (stiff brome), 1112 nucleotides long. Its product is annotated as ethylene-responsive transcription factor ERF027. Gene Ontology annotation, molecular function: DNA binding; DNA-binding transcription factor activity. The transcript has a single exon. Gene Ontology annotation, biological process: regulation of DNA-templated transcription. Lineage: Eukaryota; Viridiplantae; Streptophyta; Magnoliopsida; Poales; Poaceae. The record is from RefSeq and is a predicted model, not a curated record. The coding region runs from base 188 to 766 and encodes 192 amino acids.